GUCAAGUGUCAAUCUGUUGAGACUUGUUUGGGAAUUUGAGGAAGGAGGGGAGGCAGGGGGAGAACCGGGAAGAGGGAGGCGUAGCGAGGGAAAACAGUAAGCAGCAGCAGCAGCGGCAGCAGCAGCGGCGGCAGUAGGAGCAGGAGCAGGAGCAGGAGCAGGAGCAGGAGCAGGAGCAGGAGCAGGAGCAGGAGCAGGAGCAGGAGGUUGCUCAGACUGGGUCGCAGCGCGGUGGGGUGGUGUUGGUGCCGAGCUGGGAGAGUAGGACGCUUGUUUUGCUGCCACCCAGGAAAUCCGAAUGCGAGGCAAGAAUUUGCGUGUGUUGCGCAAUCCCAUGCUGCUGAGCUGAGCCGAGCCGAGCCGAGCCGAGCCGAGCUGGGCGGAGGGGGGGGGGACACCAGAUCUCCCCACAACACCAGAUUCAGGUACUGAGAAGUAUGGUACAAUGGGGACCAAAAGGCCCGGAUGGACCCUUCUCAACAAGCUACACAUUCAAAAUGCUGACCGCAGACAGAUCUCCAGAGAGACCAGCCCCAGACCGGGAGCCGUUGCCCAGUCCGAGCGGGAUCGGGAGAGGAACCAAGAGGAAGAACAGAGGAGAGAGCGAGAGACGGAGCGAGUGAGAGACAAACAGAGAAACGUGGCGAACAACAAGGAUCCGAGGAAGACCUACUCUGACCGAGGCCGGGGUCCCGCGCCCCGAGACAAAGCGGGAGAGAGAGAAUGGAGGGAAGUGGAAAGGAGGCAAGAGAUGGAGAGAGGGAAAAACGUCCGGCCCGUGUCGCACCUGGAGAAGGGGACUGAGACGGAGGCAGACAGGGGCAGGAAGAAAGGUGACACGUUUCCCAGAAUGACAAGAGGCGGCAAAGAGAGAGAGGGGAGAAUGGCUCCCUUUGUCGAGUCAGAGGAGGGCAGAGGGGGAAAGAAGCCGAUGGACAGGCAGAUGAGGAUAGAGAUGGACGACGGGGAGCGAGAAAGAGAGAGGGCAUGGAUAAGAGAGAGGCAAGGUGAUAGAGAGAAGCACAGCGAGAGGGAGAGAGAGGUUUUCAGGAGCAGGCCGAAGAAGGAGGGAGAGAGGAACAGCAGUAGGCCAAUGGAGGAUGGGACAAUGCAGCAGAAGGGAAGAAGGAGGGAGCCCGAUCCCGAGUUUCGGGAAAGGAGGAGAGAAAGGGUCGUGGAGAUCACUGACCAGGGGGUCAGAAGAGAGAGGGAUAAUCCCAGAGAGAGAGACAGGGAAAGAGAGAGACCGAGACCCGGCCUGGCAGAAAGGGAAGGGAGGAUGCCCUCCCCGCGCAGAAGAAGGGAGAAGGAGGCAUACUCCGACAGGGAGGACGGGGAAAAGAUGGGUAGGGAAGCUCGAAAGAGGGACACCAGAAGUGAGGGAGACUGUGAUGGGAGAAUACAAGUGGAGAGGCUGAGGGAGAGACGAAGAGAGAGAGGCGAAUUGAGGCAUCACCACAGUCGAAGCGAAGGAGACGCCAAGGAAAGAAUGGUCAGGGAAAGAGAACAAGAGAGAUGGGGGGUGGAGGAGAGGCCAAGGCAUCGAGAAAAGGACAGAGAGAGAGAGGCAGACAGACUCAGGGAGAAGGGAGGGGAGAAAGAGAGGGAGAUGUACAGGGAGAGAGACAGGCGGAAAGAGAAGGAGCGUCGGCCAGAUGUAGAGAGAUGGAUGGACGGCACAAGGGACAACAAGGGGUGCAGAGAGGAGGUCAGACACAGACCGGGUGACAGAAGGGAGGAAGAAGACCGGUACAGAGAAAGGGAGGAAGAGGGGGGAAGGCGCAGGGAGAGAAAGGAAGGAGAGACGGAUCGGAGGUGGGAGGAUGCAGCAGGCUGUGUUCGCCAGUCCCCGAGCGAGGUGCUGCGAGCUCAGAGCAGUGGCGAAUGGAGCAGCGACGUGGACAGUGAGAGGAGAUGUAGGCGGGGAGGGGGGGACAGUUACGACGAGAGGGAGUCCAGUAGAGAGAGCACCGCAGAGAGUGAGCGAGAGACGGAGGAAGAGAAACGAUGCCGGGGGGAUAACGGACGAGGCGAGAGAUCAAACCCAGAUAGAAGAGAGGAGAGAGAGCAGAGGAGGAUGUGGUUAGAACCACAGAGGGGCAAAUACAGCAAAGACUCCUCGUUAGAAGACGAAGUAACAGAAAGGGAGAGACACACCACGAGGCGAAAAGAGAGGAAACGAGGGGACGAGAGGAGGACCGAGUCAGGGACGGGUGACUGGGAGGAGGGGGGGAGGGGAGAAUGCGAGGAGCGAGAUAAGACGUACGUGAACCGAGGCGAUGCCGGGAGAGGAGGACACAGUGAAAGCGGGAGACAUGGGAGGAGGGGCGAGACAGAGGCAGAGAGAGGAAGAGAGACGGAGGGUGUCGGUGUAGACAGAGAGGAGGCGAGUAUGGCCCAAAGAAGGAGAGAUGAUGGAAGGAGAGAACAUCUGUCCGACAGCGACAGAGGGGCAGAGGGAAGCCACCUGAAGGACAGAGAGAAAGAGAAAGUGACAGAUAAUGCAGAAGAGAGCGGCAGGCAGGAAGAGGCGGGGAGCGACCAUUGCGGCUGUUCAGAGAGUGAAGGAGGAAGUGACCCGGGGUGGGAGCAAGAGAAGGACAGAAUGUGGUCGGGAGAGGACGGUUUUGUCACCGUGUCCAGUAGUGGAGAUGAUGAGGAUGAGAGGGAGGAGGAGGAAUUUGUGGACUGCAGGGAAUUCUGGGAAGGCGGCAUGCCUCAUGACUCUGACCAACCUGUCAGCUACAAGGGGUGUGAGGAAGAGAGGGAAAGGCACGAAGAGAGAAAAAUGGAUGAAGAAGAGGGAGAAAGUAGAGAGGGUCAAGGGAGGGGAAAACACUGCAAGUAUGUCUUCUGUGUCAUCGGCCAAACCCUGCCACGAUCAAAAUCUGGCCAAGUGUCAGAUUUGGGUCAGAUGGAGGGAAUUCAAACCAACGACCUGAAUUCAGGAAGUAGUCAGUAUGACUGUGGUCAGUGUGGCAAUGGUGACACCACGCAGCCACCCCAGAACGACCUGUAUCCUGUUCUGGGUGAUGAUGAUGAAUAUUCCAUCAAUGACAACCGAGAGGCAGAGACGAAAGGAGGGCGGGACGAGUACAACGUGCCGAGGGAGGCGAGAACCUACGCAGACGAGACAUCUAAAACGGAUGUCGGAUAUAGAGUCCCUUCAGACUACAAGACAACAGAGAAUGGUGACAGGGUGAAGAGCGAGGAGCAUCCUUAUGCCAAAAUAGGACCAACAAACCGAGACUCCCAGACUGAGAGACUCCUCACGGAGUGGAGGGAGAGAAACAAAGAGGACAAAGAACAGAGCGAGAAGGGACAGGAGCAACGUUCGUCAAGUCCCAUUAAUCCUUAUGGCGACGCGGGCGCUCAUGGAAACUCUGCGCCGGAUCUUGCCACCUCGGAUGGGACUGCUCCCGUCAUGAUGGCUCCAGAGGAAGAUGCCGCCAUACAGAUCCACAUGAAUGAAGCCUGGAGCGUGACGGAGGAAGCCAAGAGGCACUCCCAGCCACCCCACCUUAAAUGGGCCAAGAACGUGGUGAGAGAGAUCCUGGGACUGUGUGAGGAGAACAACGCCGAUGACCCCAACUCCGGCCCGCAGGCAGAUCGGGAAGCUGACGAGAGAGAGAGGGGGUUUGGGAAAGAGGAGCAAAACGAUGAAAAGGAGGCGAAACGCAGCACUGGAGAGAUGCCGAUCUAUGCGCAGGUGCAGAAGCAAAGAACGGUUGAUCAGAGCUAUGGGGCCGAUUUGGAUGAGGGGCAGGCAGAGCCGCUGGAGGUGGAGGAACUGAGAGGUAUGGGGCAAGACCAAGCACACAUGCAUGCUGACCAGCUCACAGCUAUGCAUGGUGACACACUCACACAUGCUCAUACAGACACGCUUCUAGCCACAGAGAGGGUGGAGGCCGGUCGCUCUCCUACAGACAAACAGACAGGCCCGCCUGGUUCCCAGGAAGCACAAACGACAGCAGAGGCAGAGGCAGAGCAAAGGAAGGCAGAUCAUGUCAGGGAGGAGUCGGGUGGCGGGGUGAAAAUGGCAGGAAUAGAUAAAAAGUCAAGCAUAGAGAAAGAGGUGGAGAUGUACCUCUCCGUGAGCAAAACGCUGUACAAACCAAACAGCUGCCCCAGCCUCAAUUACAAUCCUGAGGCUGACCUCCCCUCUGCCUCCGCUGCAGAGGUCAAGGGUCAGGAGGGGGGGGAGGAGGAGCAAACGGGUAAAAGCGAGGAGCAAGAGGAGCCUGAUGAGAAUAGUACCAGAGAGGAGGUGAAAGACAGAAGCUGGGUGGAGGCGGAUGAGGAGGGGAGCACAGAGGGAGGGGAGGUGACAGAAGAGGGAGUAGGUAGUGGCGGAGGAGGAGGAGGAGGGCUGGUGACGAGCAGCUGCAGUUUCCGAGAUUUGGGCCUCGAGGCUCGCAUAAGAAGGCGGGGGAUCCGCAUACCGACUGAGAGAAGAAAAGAAGCACUUGUAGAGGUGGAAGAAGACGAAGGUGUUGGAAGGGACCGCAGAACGAGAAUAUUCUCCUUACCAGAUGACGAAGAUGCCAGGAGCAACAGCUGGGGUGAGGUGGACCUGAGGCACGUUUUGGACACAGUGGGACGGAGGAAGAGGAGCUCAAAGUUCUUCAAUGCCGCCCAGCUCUACCAGCAGUACAGCGAGGCGGCCCAGAAUAUCGAGAUCCUGCGCCAGACGAGCUCCGACGCCCUCUCCACCUGCGACGAGCCACAGGUCCACGUUCCCGCCCACCUCCCUCCCGUCUCGCCUUCCUCCUCUCCGGCUCCCUCGCCGCUGCCUGCCCGAAGACCCCUACCCCCGCUGCCGCCGGUCCCACACCCGCACUCCCUGUCACAUACAGGCUCCAUCUCAAAUUCCUCCGCCAGCGCCAAGACCCUGCCUCUCCCCGCGCCCCCGAAGGCGGAGGGCAGGCCCUCCUCCCCGCGCCUCUCCAUCUCCCUGACCCAGUCCGCUACGCUGUGGAGGGAUCUGCCAGGCGUAAGAAGCAGUCAAGAGCUGGAGGAGCUGACGGAGGACCAGAGGCGCCUCCAGGAGGUGAGGUUUGAGGUGGUGACCUCAGAGGCGUCCUACUGCAGAAGCCUGGACAUCGUUGUGGAUCACUUUGUCAAGUCCAAACAGCUGGGGGCGCUGUUGACCACCCAGGAUAGGAAUUGGUUGUUCUCCAGGCUGGCUGACGUGCGGGCGAUCAGCCACAGUUUCCUCUCCAAGCUGGAGGAGCGGGUGGAGGUCGACAUCAUGCACUUUGCUGUGUGUGACAUCAUCGCUCGUCACUGUCAGCGCUUCAAAAUGGUUUACGUGCCCUACCUCACCAACCAGUCGUACCAGGACGCCACCUACCAGCGGCUCAUGAAUGAGAAUCCAGGAUUCCGGCGCAUCGUGGAGAAGCUGGAGAGGAGUCCCGUCUGCCAGAGACUCCCCCUCCGCUCCUUCCUGGUCCUCCCCUUCCAGAGGAUUACACGAAUCAAGCUUCUCGUCCAGAACAUCGUGAAGAGGACGGCCCCGGGUACGGAGGAGGUGGUGCAGGCCAUCAAGAGUCUGAAGCUUCUGGAAAAGCUGAUUCAGGAGAGCAACGACAGCAUUUCCCAGAUGAAGAGCAUCGAGUCCCUGGUCUCUCUCAGCGCCAAGGUGGAUUUUGAAUGCAGGACUUUACCCCUGAUCAGUCAGUCUCGGAGGCUGGUGCGUGAAGGGCCGGUGACGGAGCUCAUGGAUUUCUCCAUGAAGGAGACGGAGAGAAAUAUCUACAUCCACCUGUUCAAUGAUUACCUUCUGCUCUCGCUACACAAAGAAGGGGGGAGGUUCACUGUGAUAGACCACGCUCCCGUGUCCCAGCUGCGUGCAGAGAACUGCCGCGUCAAACUGCACUCCUUACAGAAGAACCUGUUCCGCCUCCACCUGCUGAGCAAAGCCCUGCUGCUGAGGACCGACACACAGAGUGAUAAGCUGCGCUGGAUAUCGGCCAUUUCCAGGCCUCAUCCUGAACUGGAUUUUUCUGCAGCACAAGGUAACCUGCUCACAUCAUCCACUGUUUGUAAUGUGCUGUGCAGAACGUCGGCUAAUCUGGGAUGGAUGGAAAUGAUUUUCAGAGGAUUUUAUUUCCCACAGAUGCAGUGUAUGCGGUCUUUUGUUUCCCAGCAACCAGACGAGCUCUCCUUGGAGAAAGCUGACAUCAUUCUGGUGCACCAGCAGAGCAGUGAUGGCUGGGUGGAAGGGACCAGACUGUCUGAUCGGCAUCGUGGCUGGAUGCCCGAAUCUCAUCUGGAGACCAUAACCAACUCCAGAGUCCGACAGCGCAACCUAUCUGAUGCCCUUAAGCUCACAACAGCCACGGCUGCUGUGUGAGGGGGGGGGGGGCGCAGGGGCCAGUCCUGUAUGGACGAGACAGACAGAAGACUGCUUCACAACACAGCCCACUGCUUCACGACACAGGGGUCUGGAUGGUAGUUGAGAUUCUCCACACGUGGAUUUACAUUUCUGAACUGUUGAAAUGUAUAACUGACGUGCUACAGUGAUCAAUGUCAAGGUGGUGUCUUCUCUGGGGUUUUGCUCGGUGUGGCCCUUUAAAUGACAGAGAAAACGCCUUUUGGACGUUGCGUUAAAAGGUUGUGUUGAGGUCUAAGUGGAAUACAACAACAGCCUGGAGCAGAGCCUUGUGACAGAGACGGGUGGUACCAAGACACAUUCUAUGUAAUGCUAACUGGAUCUGGGCGAUACAGCCAGCAAGCUACGUGACGUCAGACUGGGGUUUUGAGAAACAUUUUUAAAGGGAUAUUGCUUCGGUUGAGAAAUGUGACUUUUGCUAAAUGUACUAUUUGUGUAUACUGAAUAAAAUUUAAGGGUUUAAGGUGGAUUCAUGUCAAGACAAGACAGACAACAUGCCAAGUAUCCAACUUCCCACCGAUGUCUGAGAUUUCAAGAUGUACAUACUGUGACAGCACAUAACGCAUAACUGAAUGAAAUAAAGACAUGUUUGAGCAUAAG
This is a messenger RNA of Lampris incognitus (smalleye Pacific opah), 6994 nucleotides long. It is a transcript of the gene arhgef5, whose product is annotated as Rho guanine nucleotide exchange factor (GEF) 5. Gene Ontology annotation, biological process: activation of GTPase activity; intracellular signal transduction. The transcript has 15 exons. Gene Ontology annotation, molecular function: protein binding; guanyl-nucleotide exchange factor activity. The record is from RefSeq and is a predicted model, not a curated record. Gene Ontology annotation, cellular component: cytoplasm; nucleus. The coding region runs from base 446 to 6355 and encodes 1969 amino acids. NCBI's taxonomy places the organism in Eukaryota, Metazoa, Chordata, Actinopteri, Lampriformes, Lampridae.